Messenger RNA from Jaculus jaculus (lesser Egyptian jerboa), 825 nucleotides. RefSeq names its product carbonic anhydrase 5A (gene Ca5a). Gene Ontology annotation, molecular function: carbonate dehydratase activity; zinc ion binding. Gene Ontology annotation, cellular component: mitochondrion; cytoplasm. The transcript is spliced from 8 exons. The record is from RefSeq and is a predicted model, not a curated record. The coding region runs from base 1 to 825 and encodes 274 amino acids. NCBI's taxonomy places the organism in Eukaryota, Metazoa, Chordata, Mammalia, Rodentia, Dipodidae.
AUGGUCAAGCUCCCUCCUCGGCUUUCUGUGGCCAUGCUCUGGACAAUGUCCAUACUGAAGUCCAGUUGCCGGCACCCUCUCUGGACUGGCCCCAUCUCUGUACCAGGCGGCACCCGACAGUCCCCCAUCAACAUCCGGCAGAGGGACAGUGUCCAUGACCCACGGCUGGUGCCGCUCAGAGUGUCCUAUGAUGCCACCUCCUGCAGGUACAUCUGGAACACUGGCUACUUCUUCCAGGUGGAGUUUGACGAUGCCACCGAGGAGUCAGGGAUCAGUGACGGGCCAUUGGAAAACCACUACAGACUAAAGCAGUUCCACUUCCACUGGGGAGCAGCGAACGAGUGGGGAUCGGAGCACGCGGUGGAUGAUCAUGUUUACCCAGCAGAGCUUCAUUUGGUUCACUGGAAUUCCAUGAAAUACACAAAUUACAAGGAAGCUGUGGUGGGGGAGAAUGGCCUGGCCGUGAUAGGUGUGUUUCUCAAGCUUGGGGCCCAUCACGAGGCUCUGCAGACACUGGUGGACAUCUUGCCGAAAAUAAAGCAUAAGGAUGCGAAGGCCCCCAUGGGCCCCUUUGAUCCCUCCUGUCUACUGCCCACCUGCCGGGAUUACUGGACCUACGGGGGUUCCCUCACCACCCCACCGCUGGCCGAGUCUGUCACCUGGAUCAUCCAGAAGACACCCAUUGAGGUGGCCCCAAACCAGCUGUCAGCGUUCCGCAGGCUCCUGUUCUCUGUACAUGGAGAGGAAGAGAAGCCAAUGGUGAACAAUUACCGCCCGCUCCAGCACCUCAUGGACAGGAAGGUGCGGUCAUCCUUCCCAGUCUGA